This is a messenger RNA of Schistosoma margrebowiei, 2070 nucleotides long. Lineage: Eukaryota; Metazoa; Platyhelminthes; Trematoda; Strigeidida; Schistosomatidae. The record is from the annotation of a GenBank genome assembly.
AUGGAUUUUGAAACCAAACCAAAUAUGAAUGAGAAUCAGCAGCCUCAAUUGGUACAAUCAUCAUCGUCGCCGAAUGUAGAUAAUUCAUCCUUAGACCAUCCAAACUCUCACCCAACUGUAAAUCAUGUUAUUCAUGAAGAAAAUGGGAAUGAUGAUGAAGGGAGAUAUGCUCAUGAUGAAAUUCAUCUAAAUAAUCAUCACAACCAUAGUAAUCCGUUGACCGCUGGUAGUAAAGUUUGUGGAGCUGCAUUUAAUACCAUGCCAAUUUAUGAUCCACAAGGCAGCUUAGUUGGCCUACAAGCAUCAACAGAUAGAAAUUUGUUGGAAGAUUUUGAUAACGAAGGAAGAAAUGAACCUCUUGGGUAUAGUACAUAUUUAGAAUCUGGUUUUCACCAUCAUCAUCUUCAUAAUCAGUAUAAUUCGGCUCUUCAACAAAAUGCAAAUGUGGUUCCAGGUGAAUAUAAUUUACCAUAUGGAGCAUAUGCUUUUAAAUCUCAAAAUCGUCAUUUGUUUACACCGCUACCAUGUCAACAGCAACAACAACAACAAUAUCACCAGCCAAACUAUUCUUUUCUCCAUAACUAUCAACAAGCACAAUACCAGCAACCACAGAGUCAUCAACAAGCCCAUUACGUUCACCAGUAUCAACCUCAAGCAGCUAAGACACUUCUAGUUAGGUCUGCUUCAGGCAUCAUUGGCAUAGAUCAAAAUAACCAUAAUAAUCCUGAUGCGUUUAGACCAUUAUCUAAUGAAACAUUUGACAAAUGUCCCAUAGUUUGUAGUCUAUUCGUCAUAUUGUGUUGUCCAAUUACCAUAUGGUGUUCAUUACCAGCGUUAGUUUAUUCGCUAUGUGCCUAUAGUGAUUAUCGUGCCUCAGAUAUUAUUCAGUAUAGACGUAAGAGUGACAUCUCAAGGCAUUUAGUGUUUACAGCAUGUUUAGUUGGUUUAUUAUUAUGUAUAAUAUGGGCAAUUUUAACAUUCUUUUACUAUGAAUUUAUGUUAUCAGUAUUUAAUGAUAUUAUACGUGUAAUUUCUCAGAGAAUACGAUCCGACACAAGCUGCUACGGAAUCUUUGAAAUGGCGUACAGAGAAGUUCUCCAUUCUUCUUCUGAAGAUGAAUCUAGCAGCAAUGAUGACAUUUGUUGGAAACGAAGAAAAUCAGAUAUUCGAGCCUCACCAAUGAAAGAGGAUUUCAGUGUAAAUAUCCCAAAGAAACCAUAUAGAAAAAAUCGCAACUGUGUUUGGGUAAAUGUUAUUAACGAAUACAAAUUGGAUGAUGCUUUGUCAGUAGCUCAUGUUCAUGAAAAAUGUGACUCUAGCAGGGGUGUUGAAAGCUAUUUGGUUAACACAGAUACUGAUGAUGAACGGAAGACUAUUGAAGUAUGCACUCAACCAGAGUUGUCUACUAGAAUAUUAAAAAAACCAGAUCUCUCUAUCAAGCAACGGCUUGGACCACUUCUAUGGGACCAGGAAGUAUCUAGAUCACAUAUUGAUGUUACUUUCGACAGUCCACCCGAUCUUGUCGCUGAAACUAUCACUAAUCUACUAAAAGAACCGAACGAGGAUUUAAUAAAGCGAACUGUUGAUAUUUUGGGUGUUCAGCGAGCUCUCGAAUUUUACUACCUUACGGAAGAUAUCGAGAACAAUGGUGGUCUCUACUUAAUGGAUGGGUCUCGAAGACGAUCACCUGGUGGUGUUUAUCUUAACCUAAUCAAACAUUCCUAUUCAGUAAAGAAAGAAGAAAAGAAGUUGAUCUUUCUGAUUGAUAGACAAAUGAAGGAUAAGUUGAAAAGAGCUCGCAGGAAUUCUCGUCGUGUAAGAAAAUAUGAAGAGUCAGAUAUUGUAUGCGAACUUCCAAGCAAUCCAGCGAAAUCAGUCGAAUCCGAUUGUCCUUCUCCUUUAGAUAUUCACAGUUCUCAAGAACCAGUUAUUUUGGAAGGUGAAAUUUCACAACCUGCUUCUCCUGUAAUUACAAUGGAUACAACGUGUGCAAGUCCGUGUGAAAAAUCACCUGAAGAUAAUGAAAGUAUGGAAGAAGGUGAAUUGCCUCCUAGUGAUGACGAUAUCUAA